Volvox carteri f. nagariensis is the source of this 1346-nucleotide messenger RNA. RefSeq names its product small Arf-related GTPase (gene arf4). Bases 1 to 546 code for a protein of 181 amino acids. The transcript has 4 exons. Gene Ontology annotation, cellular component: Golgi apparatus; cytoplasm. NCBI's taxonomy places the organism in Eukaryota, Viridiplantae, Chlorophyta, Chlorophyceae, Chlamydomonadales, Volvocaceae. Gene Ontology annotation, biological process: vesicle-mediated transport; intracellular protein transport. The record is from RefSeq and is a predicted model, not a curated record. Gene Ontology annotation, molecular function: GTP binding; GTPase activity.
AUGGGACUUUGGAUCAGCAAGCUUUGGUCGUUUUUUGGAGACCAGGAGGCUCGAAUUCUGGUUUUGGGGCUGGAUAACGCGGGUAAAACCACUAUCUUGUACCGACUACAAGUUGGGGAGGUCGUCUCCACCAUUCCCACCAUCGGCUUCAAUGUGGAAACUGUCACGUAUAAAAAUAUAAAGUUCCAAGUAUGGGAUCUGGGAGGACAAACAUCAAUCCGACCUUAUUGGCGUUGCUACUUCCCGUGCACCCAGGCAAUCAUUUACGUUGUUGACUCAACCGACACGGACCGUAUCGGCAUUUCUCGGGAGGAGUUUAAGGCGCUUUUGGAGGAGGAGGAGCUCCGGGACUCGCUGAUCUUGGUGUUUGCAAACAAGCAGGACUUGCCAAAUGCACUCAGCGACGCGCAGAUUGCGGAGGGGUUGGGGUUGCAUGGCAUCAAGAACCGGGACUGGGCAAUCUUCAAGACGAGUGCGGUGAAGGGCGAAGGGCUGUUUGAGGGGCUCGACUGGCUGGCAAACACGCUUAAGACGAGGCGGAAAUGAGAUGAAGUGGACUGAGAAUUGCCAUUUGAUUUGUACCUAGGGUUUUCGAUGGCGGUACCGGGACGUUUGGGCGGUAUCCACGAUUAGCAGGCAUUCCUCCGUGAUGGCCUGUUCUUGUGUGGCCUUUCCUUAGGUGCAAUGACGCUCCGGUGCUCGUUUGAAAGUGUUCGUGUGAAAGUGUUACUUUGGGUUGGGGGCCUUUGGAUGCAGGAGUGGAUGCAUUGUGGAGGGUAGGGGGGAAAUGGGCGCGAAAUGCUUAAAUGCGGGGUCCAGGCGCAGCAGCCUAUGGUACUAUAGGUUGGUCAUUUCAGCAAUGGAAGUCCAUGCCUGCGAAUGCGAGGAUGUACACAUGACCGGUUCCAGCGCCACCUAGCGAAUGCCCACAUGGGUAGCGGGUGGAAAGAAAAGGGAACACCUUUAGGUCCCGUGUAUGAGAAAUUUUGGCUGUGGCGUUUUCUGCGCUACUAGGCUGGCUAGAUGGGCACUGAAUAGGUUACCUGACGGUUAAUCGUGUCGAUGACGCCAAGGAUCUAUUUGAUUUCUCCGCCAAUGAAGUGAUCAAUUAUUGUGGUUUGAGGUGCAUGUAUGAAAAUGCUCGCGCAUAUUUACUUGUGAGCCAGAGCAGCUGCACGUUGCAGUCGGUGACAGGGGACUUUUGGCGUGCUCGAAUUGAGUACAUUGUCUAAAAUUCCCGAUUCCAUGCUUGAGCACGCUAAGCCAUUUGCAUAUUUCCUGAAAUCCCUAUAUGGCCAGUUUGCUGCACAGCUUCAGUAAUGCUGUUUGUAACGCAUCCAAGAAAA